Messenger RNA from Micropterus salmoides (largemouth bass), 2401 nucleotides. Its product is annotated as peroxisomal acyl-coenzyme A oxidase 1-like. Gene Ontology annotation, biological process: fatty acid beta-oxidation using acyl-CoA oxidase; very long-chain fatty acid metabolic process; lipid homeostasis. Gene Ontology annotation, molecular function: fatty acid binding; FAD binding. The record is from RefSeq and is a predicted model, not a curated record. The transcript has 14 exons. Gene Ontology annotation, cellular component: peroxisome. The coding region runs from base 127 to 2112 and encodes 661 amino acids. Lineage: Eukaryota; Metazoa; Chordata; Actinopteri; Centrarchiformes; Centrarchidae.
GAGGAGGCCGUUUCAGUUGGACCCGUCAGGUUGAGAGUGUCCGGAGGUUAUUGUUUCGGUUCUUCCAUACCCUAUUCUUGUUUAUACGUUUUACUAUAAAACCUGUUUUCAGUCAGAUUGAGAGCAAUGAAUCCCGAUAUUAUGAAAGAGCGGCAAAACGCGACUUUUAACGUCGAGAAACUGACAAACAUUUUGGACGGGGGCCCAGAAAAGACCAAAAGAAGGCGAGAAAUUGAGUCGCUGGUUUUCAGCGAUCCGGACUUUCACGAGGAGGACCCAAACUUCCUGUCCCGCAGUGAGCGCUAUGACCAGGCUGUUAGAAAAAGUGCCCAAAUGAUCCUGAAGCUCAGAGAGUAUGGAAUUGCAGACCCAGAGGAGAUCUACUGCUAUAAGAAGUCUGUGCACGCCAACAGGCCAGAGCCUUUGGAUCUCCAUCUGGGGAUGUUCCUGCCCACACUGCUCAACCAGGCCACCCCAGAACAAAUGGACCGUUUCUUCAUGCCUGCCUGGAACCUAGAGAUCAUCGGCACCUACGCUCAGACUGAGAUGGGCCACGGCACUCACCUCAGAGGGCUGGAGACCACAGCCACAUAUGACCCCGCCACGCAGGAGUUUGUCUUGAACAGUCCCACAGUCAGCUCCAUCAAGUGGUGGCCUGGAGGACUUGGAAAAACCUCAAACCAUGCCAUAGUUCUAGCCCAGCUUUACACUCAGGGAAACGGCCACGGUCUGCAUGCUUUCAUCGUACCCAUCCGCGAUAUGAGCACCCAUGAACCCCUGCCAGGUAUUGUGGUUGGAGAUAUCGGACCCAAGUUUGGCUUUAAUGAAGUGGACAAUGGCUUCCUGAAACUAGACAAUGUACGAAUCCCACGGGAGAACAUGCUGAUGAAAUAUGCCAAGGUGGAGCCAGAUGGAACCUAUGUGAAGCCACCAAGUUCCAAGCUGACCUACGGCACCAUGGUGUUCAUCCGCUCCCUGAUCGUAGGCGAGUCAGCUUCGGCCCUGGCCAAGUCCUGCACCAUCGCCAUCCGCUACAGUUCUGUUCGUCACCAGUCGGAAAUCCGGCCGGGAGAGCCAGAGCCCCAGAUCCUCGACUACCAGACGCAGCAGUACAAGCUGUUCCCUCUGCUUGCUACGGCCUAUGCCUUCACUUUUGUCGGCCAGUACAUGAAGCAGACCUACAACCGCAUCAGCGGAGACAUCAACGAGGGGGACUUCAGUGAACUGCCUGAGCUCCAUGCCCUUUCUGCGGGACUGAAGGCAUUCACCACGUGGGAAACCAACUCUGGUAUCGAGGUGUGCCGCAUGUCAUGCGGUGGCCACGGCUACUCUCGCAGCAGCGCCUUGCCAGACAUUUACGUUGAGUUUACUCCUACAUGCACCUACGAGGGAGAGAACACAGUCAUGAUGCUGCAGACUGCAAGAUACCUGGUGAAGAGCUACCGGCAGGCUAAGGCAGGACAGCAGCUCAGUGGCAUUGUGUCGUACCUGAAUGAAGCAGAGCACCAGAGGGUCCAGCCUCAGCCCGUCGCUGCCAGACCAACCGUGGUCAACAUAAAUGACCUUGCUAGCCUGGUGGAGGUCUACAAACUGCGAGCUGCGAUUCUAGUAGAGCUGGCAGCUAAAAGCAUCCAGCAGGAGUUGCAGCGCAGGAAGAGCCAGGAGGACGCCUGGAACAACAGUGCUAUCGACCUGGUCAGAGCCUCAGAUGCCCACUGUCACUAUGUUGUAGUGAAGCUCUUUACCGAGAAGCUGGGGGAGAUCAGCGACACAGCAAUACACUCAGUGCUGUCAACCCUGGCUCUGCUCUAUGCCCUGCAUGGCAUCACAAAUCACUCUGGAGACUUCCUACAGGAUGGACUGCUGAGUGUGCCCCAGGUGCUGCAGGUUUCUGUGCGAAUCAAGGAGCUGCUGUCUCAACUGAGGCCCAAUGCUGUGGCACUGGUAGAUGCUUUUGACACUCACGACAAGAAGCUAAAUUCGGUCCUGGGACGAUAUGAUGGGAACGUCUAUGAGCACAUGUUUGAGUGGGCUCGCAGCUCACCACUGAACUCCACAGAGGUCCAUGAAUCCUUCCACAAGUACCUGAAGCCGCUGCGGUCCAAACUGUGAGCUGACCUUUGAACCUUACUUCCUGGUUGUGACCCUUCAACUCUUUGUGUACAGGCAGCAUUAGCCCAUCAUAUCGUCACCAAUCUGAAGGAAUUUAGCCUUUCCUACUCUAUCAAUCUAUAUGUUGUCAAAAUGAACACCAUAAUCAGCCUCCCUAAACGCCAUUGUAUACGUGAUAUACAUGGAAUACAUUUUGGAGCAAGGUAGACAGCAAGCUUCUCCUGGGUAAUGAUGUGGGGGGGAAUCAAGAGUGGGCUGUAAACAGGGGAUGGACAAUGUAAAACAAAGU